Molecule: messenger RNA, 1314 nt
Organism: Mycena indigotica
Lineage: Eukaryota; Fungi; Basidiomycota; Agaricomycetes; Agaricales; Mycenaceae
Product: Protein-serine/threonine kinase
Exons: 6
Coding region: 1-1314 (437 amino acids)
Biological process (GO): regulation of glucose metabolic process; protein phosphorylation
Cellular component (GO): mitochondrion
Molecular function (GO): pyruvate dehydrogenase (acetyl-transferring) kinase activity
Source: RefSeq, a predicted model, not a curated record
AUGUCGGCGGGCUUCCGUAUCACGCCCGCCCUAUGGGACCGCAUCCACCACUUCGCGUCGUUUCCCCAGACUGGCGUAUCGCUCCAGCAGAUGGUCCUCUUCGGGCAGAACCCCAGCCAGGGGACGCUGCUAAAGGCAAGCCAGUUUCUCGCUGAGGAACUCCCUGUCCGGCUCGCCCACCGCGUCAAAGAGCUCGACGAGCUGCCCCACAACCUCAGCGCGAUGCCCUCGAUAAACAAAGUGAAGAACUGGUAUGCGCAAUCGUUUGAGGAACUCAUCAGCUUCCCGCCCAUCGUGCUCCCUCCCGACAUCCGCCAGGCGCUCAUCGCUCCGCGCGCCGAUGAGCUUGUGCUGCCCGAAUCGACACCAAACCCAUCGCUGGACGACUCUGGCUACGCGUACCUCCAUGGCCAUGGGAACGGUAAUGGGAACGGCAACAAGCUCAAGCUAAGAGUGCCCAUGGAGAAGAGGUACUACGCCAACACCAAAGGCAUCAGCUGGCCGCCUGAAGUCGCCGACUACAAUACUCGCUUCACCAAGGCGCUAGAGAUGAUCAAGACGCGACAUGACCCCACGGUGACGACAGUGGCGCAGGGCGUGUUGGAGUGGAAGAAAAGCCAAGGAGCGCGGACGAUUGGACUCGAUAUCCAGGCGUGGCUGGAUAGGUUUUACCUUUCUCGAAUUGGGAUACGGUUUCUUAUUGGCCAACAUAUUGCUCUAAAUCGACAACAACCCCACGCCGACUACGUCGGAAUCAUAUGCACCAACGCCAACGUCCACGACAUUGUCCAAGAAGCUAUAGAAAACGCGCGAUUCGUGUGUGAAGAGCACUAUGCGAUGUUUAAAGGGCCGCCAGUCCAACUCAUUUGCCCACCCGACCUCUGUUUCCCCUACGUUCCGGGCCAUCUGUCCCACAUCGUCUUCGAGCUGUUGAAGAACUCGCUUCGGGCAGUGGUGGAGCGGUUUGGGGUUGAGCACGAGGACCGCUUCCCGCCUAUCAAGGUUGUCGUUGUCGAGGGGAAGGAGGACAUCACCAUCAAGAUCUCGGACGAGGGAGGCGGCAUUCCGCGAAGUGCGAUUCCACUUAUAUGGACGUACAUGUACACCACGAUGGAGGGCCAGGGCAUCGACCAGGACUUCCACGCGAGCGACUUCAAGGCGCCGAUGGCCGGGUUUGGGUACGGGCUUCCGCUGAGUAGGCUCUAUGCGCGGUACUUUGGCGGCGAUCUAAGGCUGAUUGCGAUGGACGGGUUUGGGACGGACGUUUACAUACAUUUGAACCGGCUGUCGAGUAGCAGGGAGCCGCUGCAGUAA